This is a messenger RNA of Alternaria metachromatica, 741 nucleotides long. RefSeq lists its product as uncharacterized. The transcript is spliced from 2 exons. Lineage: Eukaryota; Fungi; Ascomycota; Dothideomycetes; Pleosporales; Pleosporaceae. Bases 1 to 741 code for a protein of 246 amino acids. The record is from RefSeq and is a predicted model, not a curated record.
AUGAUCCAGCAACCCGAAGACAUCCUACGAGACCUAAUCAUAACAACGGACGGCCAAGCCGAGGAGCCGUAUUCCUAUCACAAUUGGGGCUAUACCAUCUACCGCACAUGCUACACGCCAGAAUCUCAAUCGCAAUGGGAAUCUCUCAUCGAAGCCAUUCAGCUAGGGGUCGAAAAAUCCCUCCCUGCGUCGCAAGACGAUGAGCCACCAACUACGUCUCAACUCCUACGCUCCCUCUUACGUCUAGACUUCCGCUCCGAUGCUUCCCUGUACGACGGUAUCACUAUCGACCAGCUUCGCCAGACCUAUCUCAAUCCACCAGAAAAUUCUGCACCCCCAUCACCGAACUUCUAUAGGAGCGAGCGUCUCUUCCUUGUCGCUGACGCGGAGGUUUUGAUGGAUCCUUACUUUCUGCCGGAAGAGAACGAGACAACAAAAGUACUUAUUGACAAUAACACAAGCGACGUUGCAACUUCCCAGACUGUACAGAAAUGGCAAUAUCAAUACCAUGGCUAUAGCAAAUCCUCCAGUACCAAGCGGCGAUGGCUCAAGUGUGUCGAGUUGGACUACGUUGCUGCGGAUCAUCACCCAAGGAGAAGAGGUCAGGGCCCACGGCCGUAUUUUGGCUGGUUUAUGAUGACGGCGGAGAGUUUGGUGGAGCUGUGGGAGGUGUUGCUUGAUCAGGAUGUCGAGGAGGUUAAACCCAGAUUGGUUGAUGUGAUGAUUUGGGGAGGAUAUUGA